AUGGCCAUCUUCGGGCUCUGGGUCAUCAACAAAGCAGGAGGCCUUGCCCAGCUGACAUCUAAUGAGUACCUCGUCCUCGCCGGUACACUGCACGGUAUCCACGCUAUUACAAGUCGUCUAUCACCGAUGGGACCAAGUUCAGGUGCUCAGGUUAUCGAAGGAGAGUCCUUCAAGAUGACAAUAUUACUCACGGCUACAGGAACGAAAUUUGUUCUUUUGACAUCCCUGGCAGAGCUCUCAGCGGAAUCAAUAUUGCAGAAAGUUCACGAAGCGUACGCCGACGAUGUGAUGAAGAAUCCUUUUCACACUCCAGAGAUGCCCAUUCGGAGUGAAGGCUUUGACCUCCGAAUCACUUCACUUAUUGGAAACGGACAACUAUGA
This is a messenger RNA of Desarmillaria tabescens, 381 nucleotides long. RefSeq names its product TRAPP complex subunit Trs23. Gene Ontology annotation, biological process: endoplasmic reticulum to Golgi vesicle-mediated transport. NCBI's taxonomy places the organism in Eukaryota, Fungi, Basidiomycota, Agaricomycetes, Agaricales, Physalacriaceae. The coding region runs from base 1 to 381 and encodes 126 amino acids. The transcript is spliced from 4 exons. Gene Ontology annotation, cellular component: TRAPP complex. The record is from RefSeq and is a predicted model, not a curated record.